Cladophialophora immunda is the source of this 2971-nucleotide messenger RNA. RefSeq lists its product as uncharacterized. Gene Ontology annotation, biological process: protein quality control for misfolded or incompletely synthesized proteins; mitochondrion organization. Bases 196 to 2835 code for a protein of 879 amino acids. NCBI's taxonomy places the organism in Eukaryota, Fungi, Ascomycota, Eurotiomycetes, Chaetothyriales, Herpotrichiellaceae. Gene Ontology annotation, cellular component: mitochondrial inner membrane. Gene Ontology annotation, molecular function: ATP binding; metalloendopeptidase activity; ATP-dependent peptidase activity. The record is from RefSeq and is a predicted model, not a curated record. The transcript has 2 exons.
CCCAUCACCAUCACCGCCCGCCAGCCUGCCUGCCAAACAUCCCUCUCUCUCAAGAGCCAAGGCGUGGCAAGUCAAGAUAUUCCUUUGAUUGUCUCUUUCUUUUGAGUUGGUUCUUUUUCUUCAUACUGCUUGUCUUAUUGAGAGUCUCUUUUCCACGUUUCAUCAGCGGCCUGUUGGCGCCGCUCAAUCCCGACUAUGGCCCUACAGGCUCCCCUCUCUCAGUUGCCUAGCCUGUCUGCCAUUGCGCCAGAUGUCUUCACAACACUCCCUUCGCUCUUUACUUCGCCUCUCCAAACCCUCCGACGUUAUCGCCUGGCGCGGCUGCGAACUGAAGGUGAUGCAUCCGGUUCGCGGCAGAUACACUCGAGGAGCCAGAUAGCAGGGCAGUCAACGGUACACAACAACGUCUUCCGAACUGCGAGUCCUUCUAACGCUCUACAGCCGUCGUCGAGCGUUGCUCUCCCAGAAUUCCUCGCCUCCCUUCCGCCGAACAGUUUCCGACCGCAAUCUCUCAACAUAAAUUCUCGCCGAACACUACCCUGGAUGUCUAGAACCAUCUCCUCAACAGUUACCUCUCGCCUGAAUCCGAUAUCAAUGCUGCGACGAGAUUUGUCGACGAGUAUUGCCAAUGCCUCGACAAGGGUAGUCCGCGGAAAGAGUACAAUAAGAGUGCCUUCGGCGCAGCCUUCAAUGAAUUCUUUGGUGUUUGGUCCUCCUCGCCGAGGGAAUAACUCAAGCUCGAGUAAGCAAUACCGACAAUUCUCGACGACUUCCCCACUCGCCAACCAAAACAUGCUGGCCCAUGCCGAACGCACCGCAAACAACAACCCUACCAGUGCCACCGCCCAGAACGCUUUCUAUUCCGCCCUCUUACGCGCAAACAUGCCCAAGCUCGUUAUCGAAAGAUAUCAGUCAGGUCGAUAUGCCACCAAUCCAGCAGCUGAUGCGGCCUACCUCAAGGCUCUGCAGAUGACCGGUUCGGUUCCUGCUCCAGGUACACCCGGCUCAAAUGUCGCCGGUUCACAGAGUAAUGGACUGAGUGCCGACAAAUUACGAGCAGUAGGCCAGGCUGUUGCUGGACAGAACUAUGGUGGGCAAGUGAUUAUGCCUAGCAACAAAUCUGGUACAGGGGCAAAGGAAGCGCCGCUUUAUGUGGUGGUGGAAGAGUCCUGGGGUGCAACCAUCCUGAAAUGGGUCCGAACGUUCCUCUGGGUUGGCUUGUCUGGCUAUUUCCUCCUGGUGGUCCUGACCAUGGUCGUGGAAAUGACUGGGAGUUUCCGGACGAGAGUCGGCCAAAACAACGAGGUACAGCCCCAGCAUCAGACCGUCCGCUUCAGCGACGUGCAUGGCUGCGAUGAGGCUAAAGAGGAACUGCAAGAGCUGGUUGAAUUCCUGAAGAAUCCGGAAAAGUUCAACCAACUAGGAGGCAAGCCUCCCAAGGGCGUUCUCUUGGUGGGCCCGCCUGGUACUGGCAAAACUAUGCUUGCUCGCGCCGUGGCUGGUGAGGCUGGCGUACCCGUUUUUUACAUGUCCGGCUCGGAGUUCGAUGAACUGUACGUCGGUGUCGGCGCGAAACGUGUUCGUGACCUCUUCACCCAAGCGCGGAACAAGGCCCCAUCGAUCAUCUUCAUUGACGAACUCGACGCAGUUGGCGGCAAAAGGAACGCACGUGAUCCUGCCUAUGCGAAACAGACACUCAAUCAGCUCUUGACCGAGCUGGAUGGGUUUAGUCCGAGCACCGGUGUUAUUCUCAUCGCUGCGACCAACUAUCCCGAGUCUCUGGACAAGGCGCUCAUCCGGCCAGGACGAUUCGAUCGGCAUGUCAACGUGCCCUUACCCGAUGUGCGCGGCCGAAUCCAGAUCCUGAAGCAUCACAUGAGGAAUAUGCCCAUCGCCGCCGACGUGGACGCCACCAACCUCGCACGUGCUACAAGUGGUAUGUCUGGCGCCGACCUCGAGAAUCUUUGCAACCAAGCUGCAGUCCAUGCUUCACGGCUGAAGUACAAGAAAAUCACUGGUAUGAACUUUGAGUGGGCCAAAGACAAGAUCAUGAUGGGGGCUGAGGCCAAAUCUCGCAUGAUCCGAGAAAAGGACAAGAUCCAAACUGCGUACCACGAGGCAGGUCACACUUUGGUCAACCUGUUCACUCCCGCCAGCAACCAGUUGUACAAGGUGACCAUCAUCCCACGUGGCCAAGCACUUGGCGUCACUCACUUCCUGCCUGAAAUGGACGAGGUGAGCAGAGGCUACGAUCAGUUUAUCGCUUCGAUCGAUGUUUCAAUGGGUGGACGAGCGGCUGAGGAAUUGAUAUAUGGUCCCCACAAGGUGACAAGCGGUAUUUCGCACGAUGUGCAUCAGGCAACUCGAACCGCGUUUUACCUUGUCACCCAGUGCGGGUACUCCGCCAAAUUGGGAAAUGUCGAUCUUGCUUCCGACUACGACAAACUUUCGAGCGAGACCAAGCAGGAAAUCGAACACGAGGUGCGACAGAUUGUGGAAGGCGGCCGAGAACGGGCCGACCGAAUUGUCAAGGAGAAGCGGAAGGAACUCGAAGCCUUGAAGGAUGCGCUCCUGGAAUACGAAACCCUGGACCGCGAAGAGAUCAUGAAGAUCCUACGUGGGGAGAAAUUGAAAAAGAUCGAGGUUGAGCUUCGUGAGGAUGACGACACGGACAAUGGGGAUAAUGGACGAGGAAACAAGUCACAGCCCAAGAAGGAUAAGGAAGUCGGCUCCAAAGGCAGCUUGGGGAUCAAGCUUCCCGACGUGCUGCUUCCGCCCGGAACCGGUGGAAGAGGAGGAGAGAAAGAAGGAGUGUCGCGGGUCAGUGAUAGAUGACAUUGAUGGUGGCUAAUCAAGCCUUCCUUCGUCUUCUUUUCGUGGAUUUAUUUAGCGGGUAAAAUGACUCUCGUAUCGUGGAAUUGAAAAGGAUUAUCCUCUACAGUAUGAACCAUUAUUUGAUAUACAACCUGCA